UGCCCGGUGGGCGCCGCGGCGAGGGGUAGAGAGAGGGAGAUGGCCUUCGCGUCGUUUCUAGUGGCGCCGCCGUUUCCGCCGCCUCCUGCCGCGGCGGCAUGGUGGAGGCGCGCAAGGGAGAGGCCUCGGUGUUUGGUGGCCUCUAGCCGAGGCGGCGACCCGGCGCCGCCGACAUUCGAGCGGCUGCGGGAGCAGCUCCUCCAACUCCACGCCGAAGCCGACCUCACCCAAUCCAAAGCAAAUAGUUCUAGGGUGAGGCUUGUGCGAUUGACCCAGGCUGCUGAGAAUCUUAAGAAAAGGGCCGUGGUCAGUGUCCGAAUAGGCAGAGAAAAUGAGGCUGUUGACUUACUUGUGCAAAAGAAGAAGUUGACGAAAGCUCUGGAGAACAUAAAAGAGCGCAUUGAGCUCCUUGAUAAGCUUUCUGCAAAGAUUAGUGAGGCUAUUUCAGUGAAGCAGAAUAUGUUAAUUGAACACGCAUUGCAUUCAGGGAUGCCAAGGGGAGAAGAGUCCAGUGAAGAGAUAAGAGUUUUCUCUGGUGAAGUUGAUGGGGGGGCUGGCGAGACUAGUUAUUAUGUUCCCAAAUCAGUUGAAAGGCAGUCUUCUGAGAUGAAAAGUGUGGUAUAUUCAAACUUGGCUGUUCAGUCUGAGCAAAGCGAACUUCAGAUGGCUGAUAGCUCCAUAAUAUCCCAGGAUAGUGCCCCACCAAAUAGCAUAAAGGAUUGUUCUGCAUAUGAUGACUUUGUACAGCAUAUUGGUUCACAGCUGAAUUCAUUAGAAUAUGAAAUUGAGCAGUAUAUCAGUUUGCAGCAAACAGAAGAGGUGGACAUUCAGCAGUCGAUAAAUGGCAAGUGGAACAAAUUGUCAGCCAUAUUGAAGCUUAUAACCGAAACUAGAGAAAGGAUUGAAAAGAUUUCGGAGACUACACUAAGUGAGACGGGAUCUGAUGGCUUGAGAUGAUUAGCAAACUAGAAAUAUUAAAUUUGUACCAUCAAACCAUGUCUAUUUGUUUGCAUGACCUUGCUCAUCAAGCUCAUCUGCACCAGGAGCCUCUUUGAUUGCUGUGAAUACAGAAGGUGAAGAACGCACCCGAUGCAAAGCUGGUGUGGAUACUAUAUUGCUGUUAUCCAGAGUGGAUGGAGGAUGAUCGAGAGUACAAAAGUUAGCUUUGGAAUUACUGUUUGGAUGAAAAGAAGUUGUGCACCGGUUUGGGACAUCACAGAAUUUGCUUCUGUCUUGCAUGGAAGAAGGGGGCUUUUGAUCGCAGCGGACUAAAGGCAGCAGAGGCUCUUCCAUGGAAGACAUAUUUGAGCUUGGAUUCAUCAGCUUGCAGCUCUCAGGGGUAAUCAUGCACUGAGUCUGUACUUGCUGCAAGUGCGCUAAAUAGGUUCUGCAGAAUUAAAUUUGGCGUUACGUGCUGGUACCAAGUUGACGAAUGACAAUGGCUUGUCAACAUUCUGAUACUGCAAUUUGGUUUUCUGCCCUCUGGGUUGAUCCAUUGUAUCUUAGGCAGUACCAUAUUCUGCAGGGCUCUGUUCUGCAACUGGGAUGGGGACAUGUCAGUUUCUUGUGGUGCCGAAAUCUUAUUGUCGGUGAGUGAGGUACAAUUGCGCCGACUGAAAGCUUCUCAAGCUGGAGAUCUUGUUUGCGGGUGAUCCAUGUCUCUUCCGAGUGGUCUGUGUCUGUGUAUGGACGUCUGCAUAGAAGGCUCUAGGCAAAACUGUACGACUUUAUGUGGAUUUUACCGGAGACUCGGACAAUUUAGUAGUCCCAAGUUAGCGUACAAGCCUCUGGUGGCAUAAAUGUAAAAAUAAUCAGAUUGUGCCAUGCCUGGUUCCGGUAUCAAGCAUAUGCAGUUUCUCAUGUUGGUCACCAAAUGAAAAAAAUACUCCAUAUACA
Brachypodium distachyon (stiff brome) is the source of this 1896-nucleotide messenger RNA. RefSeq lists its product as uncharacterized. The transcript has 6 exons. Lineage: Eukaryota; Viridiplantae; Streptophyta; Magnoliopsida; Poales; Poaceae. The record is from RefSeq and is a predicted model, not a curated record. The coding region runs from base 40 to 957 and encodes 305 amino acids.